Molecule: messenger RNA, 177 nt
Organism: Serpula lacrymans var. lacrymans S7.9
Lineage: Eukaryota; Fungi; Basidiomycota; Agaricomycetes; Boletales; Serpulaceae
Exons: 2
Coding region: 1-177 (58 amino acids)
Source: RefSeq, a predicted model, not a curated record
AUGCAGAGUCCUUUAUCCUUGGGCUUCAGCUCCUUAAAAGUGUUUCCAUGGGGAAACACCACAUUCACGCUGUGGAUCGACGAUACACCAUUCUCAUUAGAUUGUAGAUAUGGUACCGGCUGUAGUGCCACUCCGCUAUAUCGAUAUUACCGCUCCGCGAGUCACGGCCAGUGUUAG